Hevea brasiliensis (rubber tree) is the source of this 3645-nucleotide messenger RNA. Its product is annotated as formin-like protein 2. The transcript has 4 exons. NCBI's taxonomy places the organism in Eukaryota, Viridiplantae, Streptophyta, Magnoliopsida, Malpighiales, Euphorbiaceae. The record is from RefSeq and is a predicted model, not a curated record. The coding region runs from base 524 to 3373 and encodes 949 amino acids. Gene Ontology annotation, biological process: actin cytoskeleton organization; actin nucleation. Gene Ontology annotation, molecular function: actin filament binding.
CCUCUGAGGUGCCUUCCAUUCCCCACCAUGUCUUGGCUCUCUCUCUCUCUGCUUUAACACGUUCUCCUAGACCUCACAUUUUCUAGUUUGCUCUCUCUCUCUGCGUGUCUGUGAUCUUUUCUGCAGCAAUCCCUCAAAAGACUUCAAGCAUUGCUCACGUUGAAUCGCAGUUUUUUCUCCAACAGUUUCGUCUAUGGUUCUUGUCAACUCUCUGUGUAGAACAGAAGUUCUAAACAUAGAGCAUCAGAUAUGAAAGCUUUGUUUACUGGCAAUGAACAAAGCUUUCUUCUUUUGCUUCUCUCUAUUUAUCUACUCCAUUUACUCCCACUGAAAGCUUCCAUCAAUAGAACUGCCUCUCUCUCUCUCUCUCUCUCCCUGUCACAGUCCUACCAAUAAAACUGCACAUUUAAUCAUUUUCUUAUCUCUAUUUCUCGAUAGAUUUGAGACACCAAGCUUGGUGUGAGACAGAGAGAAGACGGGAGGGAUUGUGCGCGCGCCUCUCUACUACCUUCAAAAACACGUAAUGGCCACUUCCACCAGCACUCUGCUCCUCUUCUCGCUUCUCUUCACCACCACUGUUACCACCUCCUCCACUUCUCUCCACCGUCACCUCCUCCACCAACCCUUUUUCCCUCUUACUACCACCGUCCCUCCAAUCCAACCUCCUUCUUUUUCUCCCCAAGUUCAACCUCUGCCUCAAACCCAACCAAAAUAUCCUUUCUCCGCCACUCCCCACACGCCACAAAAACCUUUCUUCCCUUCUUUACCUUCCCCUCCUCCUCCUCCUCCUCCUGUUUCUACUCUAGCCACUUUCCCGGCUAACAUUUCCUCCUUCCUCUUUCCCCACCCUCCCUCCCCCACCUCCCAUCGCCACAUCAUCAUCUCCAUCUCCAUUUCUGUUUCGCUCCUUUUUGGUGCUAUAGUAGCAGCACUAUCUGCUUUCUUCCUCUACUCCCGCCGCCAGCACCACCACUAUGUCAACACCUCCGAGAAUAAGUCACGAUCCGACAGCCUUCGUCUUUUCCCACCAAACACUAUCCCUUCCGACGGUUCUCCCAAGCCCCCUAAGCUUCCACCUAGGCCAGGCGUUCCCAACACCAGCUCAGAGUUCCUCUACCUGGGUACAUUAGUAAACUCUCGAAGCGGGAUCGAUGAUCAUCAGAAGGUUACGAAUUCGAGCCAUACUGGAGUCAAGAUUGGCGUAUCAUCCUCCCCAUAUCAGAAACUGGGUUCUCCAGAGCUGAAACCACUGCCACCAUUACCCAAACAUAACUAUACACCUAGCUAUAGAAGUGGAGAGGUACUGUUUAGCUCUUACAAGGAUAAUGAAGCUGAUACGGAUACAGAGGAAGAGGAGUUCUUUUCGCCUAGAGGGUCAUCUGGGCGAAAAGAGACUAUUCAAGAGAGUCCGGUUCGUAUGGGGUCGAGUUCUAGAAGAGAGCUUCAAGGUAUGCAGGGAGCACAUUUUGGGUCUAGAAGUUUCAAUUCAAGAACUGCAUCGUAUCCGUAUUCACAUUCUUGUUCUCCACCAAAUUCCAUACCUACUAGUCUCUCUCCAGUGUCGAAUUUAAGUCCUACAAGCUCAAAAUCUAAAUCGCCGGAAACUAUUAUCAGCUUCCCUGCUCCAAUUCAGUCCGUAAAGCGAUCACCAUUGUCCAUUUCUUUAUCUUCUUCACCGUCCUUUUCAGGGAGAGAUUCAGGGAAUACCCAGAACUCUCCGGAGCGAAAUUCAGGUUUUCUUGGGCAGAAUAAUCUCUCCCCCACUAGAAUCGAGAGUGUUACUAAGCAGUUUCUAACAACAAAACUGCCGCCACCUCCUCCACCCCCUCCUCCCCCGCGGUUUUGGGAGAUCCCGGUGGGGGUAACGCCUGCUCGGGAUGUGAAUAUGGGGAGUUCUGGGCCUUCGGCUCUUGUUACUUCUUCGAGGCCCCUUUUUAUUCAAAGUGCAAAGCCAAUUUUAGCUAAUGAGCAAUCUCAGAGCAGUGCAAGCGUUGAGAGGAAUGAGGAAACCCUGAAACCAAAAUUGAAGCCUUUACAUUGGGAUAAAGUUAGAGCGAGCUCUGAUCGGGCUAUGGUGUGGGAUCAGAUGAAAUCCAGUUCUUUUCAGUUAAAUGAGGAAAUGAUUGAGACUCUGUUUACUGUAAACAAUUCGAAUUUGAAUGCCAAAGAUAAUAAUGCAAGGCGGCAGUCCCUUCCAUUGCAGAACCAGGAAAAUCGGGUGCUUGAUCCCAAGAAGUCUCAGAAUAUUGCAAUAUUGUUGAGGGCACUAAAUGUCACCAUUGAUGAAGUGUGUGAGGCCCUUUUGGAAGGCAACUCAGAUACAUUGGGAACAGAUCUAUUGGACAGUUUAUUAAAGAUGGCACCAACUAAAGAAGAAGAGCGCAAACUAAAGGAGUUCAAGGAUGAGUCACCAUUUAAGCUUGGUCCUGCAGAGAAGUUUCUAAAAGCAGUGCUUGAUAUUCCUUAUGCAUUUAAGAGGGUCGAUGCAAUGCUUUAUAUUGCUAAUUUUGAUUCAGAAGUUGAAUACCUCAAAAGCUCUUUUGGAACCCUGGAGGUAGCUUGUGAAGAAUUGAGAAACAGCAAAAUGUUCCUGAAGCUUCUAGAAGCAGUGCUCAGGACUGGGAACCGCAUGAAUGUUGGUACAAACCGCGGCGAUGCCCAGGCCUUCAAGCUUGACACGCUCCUUAAGCUGGUUGAUGUCAAGGGGACUGAUGGGAAAACUACUCUCCUGCAUUUUGUUGUUCAGGAAAUUAUCAGAUCUGAAGGUUCUCGCAUUUCCGGUGUAAAUGAGAAUCAAACAGCUGAGAAAACUCAACAAUCCACUUUCCAGGAUGAUGUUGAAUUUAGAAAGCUUGGCCUGCCCGUUGUUUCUGGAUUGAGUGGAGAGCUCACCAAUGUAAAGAAAGCUGCAGCAAUGGAUUCAGAUGUGCUUAGCAGUGAAGUUGCAAAACUGGCCAUGGGAAUUGCAAAAGUAAGGGAGGUUUUGAAACUAAAUGAGGAAAUUGUGUUGAAGGAGAGUAGCAGGAAGUUCUCAGAAUCAAUUAAUGGAUUCCUGAAGAAGGCAGAGGAAGAGAUUGUUAGGAUUCAAGCACAAGAGAAACAUACUCUCUCCUUGGUGAAGGAAAUAACAGAGUAUUUCCAUGGGAACUCAGCCAAGGAAGAAGCUCAUCCAUUUCGGAUAUUUAUGGUGGUGAGGGAUUUUCUUUCCAUUCUUGAUCAGGUAUGCAAAGAAGUUGGGAAGAUCAAUGAGCGAACUAUAUACAGUUCAGUCCGUCCAAUGCAGAUAAAUCCAAACCUUCCACCAGUUUUUCCUGGAUUCAAUGGAAGACAGCAUUAUGGCACAUUGGAUGAUGAAAGUUUAUCAUUUUCCUAGUGUUGAUCUCUACCUUAGGUGAGACUGAAAAUCUGCUGAAUCUCUCCCUAUCAGAAAAUCAGUGGCACAUUCAAGAUAUGAUUUAAAGUGUCCUCUUUUUAAUUUUUUAAUCUAAAUAUUUUGGCUCUCGAGAUUUUGGAUUUGUUUACUUUGUGUAAUAUACCAACGGAUUAUGUCAGGACAUAACAAGGAUAAAGUAGCAAUGCUGGAAUAGUUGAAUCUAUCAUGUAAAUUUGUUAGAAGCUGAAUUGAUGUCUUGCUGUUCCUAUAAA